Molecule: messenger RNA, 1110 nt
Organism: Gallus gallus (chicken)
Lineage: Eukaryota; Metazoa; Chordata; Aves; Galliformes; Phasianidae
Gene: MESP1
Product: mesoderm posterior bHLH transcription factor 1
Exons: 2
Coding region: 12-923 (303 amino acids)
Biological process (GO): regulation of transcription by RNA polymerase II; somite rostral/caudal axis specification; heart morphogenesis
Cellular component (GO): nucleus
Molecular function (GO): RNA polymerase II cis-regulatory region sequence-specific DNA binding; DNA-binding transcription factor activity, RNA polymerase II-specific; protein dimerization activity
Source: RefSeq, marked validated
AGCCCUCAGCCAUGGCCCACCCGGCAGCUCCCGGCUUCGCGCUCCGCACCGCCUCUCCGCUGCACGGCUGGGGUCUCCCCGCGGUCCCCGAGCCCGAGGGCUACAGCAGCAGCUCGCCGGCACCCUCACCCGACUCCUGCGGCCUCUCGCCCCCUGCCAGGGCACCGCGCCGUGCUCCCGCGGGCAGGAGGGGAUCAGGGGUGGCCGGGGGCCCACGGCAGAGCGCCAGCGAGAGGGAGAAGCUGCGGAUGCGGCGGCUGGCGCAGGCCAUGCACCGGCUGCGGCACUACCUGCCGCCCGCGCUGGCGCCCGCCGGGCAGAGCCUCACCAAGAUCGAGACCCUGCGCCUCGCCACCCGCUACAUCGCCCACCUCUCGGCGCUGCUGGGCCUCAGCGAGGAGGUGCUGCUACUGCGCCGGGGGGCGGCCCCCCGCCACUGCCCGCUCUGCCCCCAGGGCCUGGGCUGCUGCCAGCCCCCGCGCCCCCGACUGCGCCCCCCGGCCCCGCAGGAUGCUUCGCCUCCCGGCUUGGUGGGUUGGGGGCCCCCCCCGGAGCUGCACGGGGCUCUGGAUGCGGGGACGGGGACGUGGGGGUCGCUCUCCAGUGGCCCCGUGUUGGAGACCCGCCCAGAGCUGCACGGGGUUCCUGCCACGGGGAUGGAGCUCUGGUCAUCACCCUCCUACAGCCCCACUGCGGGGGCAUCCCCGGAGCUGCACGGGGCUCUCGCCUCCAACGUGUCCUCCUGGCCAUCCCCUCCUCACUGCGCAGCGGCAGGGACCUCUCUGGACCCCCCCAGUGACCCCAUCCUGGACACGGGGCUGCUGCCGCCAGACUUUGUGGAUGCAGAGAUGGUCACCCAGGACAUCUCAGCAGAUCUGCUCUCUCUGCUGGAGGCUCUGCUCCCAACACAGCCCCAGGACUGAGCCAUGCACCAUCAGAUGCCCACGACUUGCAGGACCCAGGGAGAUAUGUGUCCCCCCUUGGACAGCUGGGAGGGUGGCGAAGACAAGGUGCUUGAAGCCUGGAUCCAUGCUGGCCGUGACUGUACAUAAUAUACUGUGACUGUAUAUAAAAUACUGUGACUGUACAUAAAUAAACCCUUUUGCCCAC